Messenger RNA from Haemonchus placei, 240 nucleotides. The record is from the annotation of a GenBank genome assembly. NCBI's taxonomy places the organism in Eukaryota, Metazoa, Nematoda, Chromadorea, Rhabditida, Trichostrongylidae.
AUGGUUGUGGGGUUGAGAUUGAAAGUGCCAUUGAAAAAUGUCGAUGAGAAAACCGAUCGAAUGAAAGAUCGAAGCCUCUACGGCGAACAACACUUGUCAUGGGUUUUUCGAGCAAUAAAACCACAGAAAGGAUUGAUUCGUAGCAAGAUUCGUGCAAAUAUCGAAGAGAGGUUGCUGCUGCCUGUGGGAUGCUCUGAAGCUUUUCCUGAAAGAGAUGUAGUUGAUGAUAGUGAUCUGUGA